This is a messenger RNA of Hyaloscypha bicolor E, 1305 nucleotides long. RefSeq lists its product as uncharacterized. Lineage: Eukaryota; Fungi; Ascomycota; Leotiomycetes; Helotiales; Hyaloscyphaceae. The transcript is spliced from 2 exons. The coding region runs from base 1 to 1305 and encodes 434 amino acids. The record is from RefSeq and is a predicted model, not a curated record.
AUGCCAAAUGGCGAUGUGACUCUUUCACUGACCCGCUACGUCCUGAAGGUGGAUGAGAAUUCAUCCAGAAAUCCUACAAACGUAUCGAAACCACUUGAUCAGAGGGCGCUUCACGAUGAUGGGAACCUUGAAUCCGCGACAGACGUCGAGGCUGAACUUGAAGCACUCGCUGCGGCCGACGAAGAAAGUGUCCUCUUCUUUGCGCCCGAUGCGCCUGAGAUCCCAGACGGGCCAACAUCUCCUCCACCACCUCGAGCAAGGUGGGGAUCGAAUGCUUCGUCGCGGCGCGACCGUUCCGAAAGCCCUCCUGCUUCAUUCUGGGGCACCCUGAAGAGGCAGACUGCGAGGGUGGCUGCACCUGAACGUCCUCCGACCCCACUACCUGCAAAGAAGAGAGAGAGAAUUAUCCUGUCAAGCCACGAGGUUCACUGUGUCGUUUCCUCACGACAUUUGAUGCUCGCAUCAAGGUAUUUCCACACAAUUUUGGGUGGGGAUUUCCCUCAAGCAAUGACCCUCCGAACAGGAGGGCAUGUCGUGAUCCCGCUCCAAGAUGACCUCGACUCGAUGAUCAUCCUACUCAACAUCAUUCAUGGAGCAGGGAGGAAGGUUCCACGUCAAGUCAGCCUCGACGUUCUGAGCAAACUCGCAGUCCUGGUCAGCAAAUUCGAGAUGUUACCGACUGUAGAGUUCUUCUCGGAUACUUGGAUCGACAACCUGCAGAGAGGGGGACUACCCAAGGGCUAUAAUGAGAACGUGCUACCAUUAGUGUUUGUAUUUUGGGUUUUUGAUAGACCGGAUGAGUUCAGAGAUAUGACGAGGCUAGCGCAGCGUGAAAGCACCGAGAAGCUUGAGGAUGAUGUGGGGGAUAUGCCUAUGUUGCAUGGUAUCAUUGAUGCGAUCAAGCGGGACAGAGAAUUUGCCAUCGAGACCGCAAUAACCGUUGUACAAGCUCUCAUCGACAGGUAUAUGGCCGGCCAAGCCAUCUGUGAUAGUGCCCUGGACGACGAGCUCCGCUACGCCUGUGAUUCUAUGGUUUUGGGUUGUUUGAUGUCAAGCUCUCGCAAAAUCGGCAUCUGGCCCAAACCUCUUGCACCUUUCAACGGCAAGAAAUUCAGAGACCUUGUCAAAGCUAUUCGAAGCAUCAGGAUCUUGGAUGUUUGUAACAAGACGAGCAGUAGGAGAUGGAACUCGCAUGGGCCAUCUCCUAAUUGUCAUGGGUUGGAGGACUCGAUUGAAGCGUCGAUGGAAAAUAUAGAGGCCGGGUUGGACGGCUUGAAGUUGGAGGAUUAUCCAAAGUUGAGGUAA